Messenger RNA from Alternaria burnsii, 1755 nucleotides. RefSeq names its product di-copper centre-containing protein. Gene Ontology annotation, molecular function: oxidoreductase activity. The coding region runs from base 1 to 1755 and encodes 584 amino acids. The transcript is spliced from 7 exons. The record is from RefSeq and is a predicted model, not a curated record. Lineage: Eukaryota; Fungi; Ascomycota; Dothideomycetes; Pleosporales; Pleosporaceae.
AUGCGCUUUUUCGAUCUUGCGACUUUGGCGCUUGUGGGCGGUGCCGGUGCUUUCAAAGUUACGGAGCACGAUAAAUUGGCUGCUCUUGGCCUAGCAAACGUCGGAAUUGAUGUCGCAAAGAAUGGCUAUCCGAACCCUGGCCAGUGCACUCUGAAGAACGUGAAAGUUCGACGCGAGUGGUCGACGCUCACGAAGCCUGAGAGGCGUAACUACAUCGACGCCAUCAAGUGUCUUCACUCCAAGCCUGGUCUCACGCCAGCUGGGGUCGCACCUGGUGCAAGGAGCCGCUUCGACGACUUUGUCGUGACUCACGUCCAACAGACGUACUCUGUCCACGGAACUGCCAACUUCCUAGCUUGGCACAGAUACUACAUCUGGGCCUAUGAGCAGCUACUGCGUGACGAGUGUGGCUACAAAGGAUACUUACCAUACUACAACUGGGCAUGGUGGCAUGAAGACCCCGCUUCAUCUCCCCUCUUCGACGGCAGUGAUACCAGUAUCGGUGAUGCUGGUGCCUACGUUCCUGGAAGGAACUAUACUUGUCUACCUUCCGAAGCGGCGGGAUGCCCAAUCAAGCUUGAGCCUGGAAGUGGUGGUGGCUGUAUUUCCGGUCCUUUGGCAAACUGGACUUCAAGUAUUGGGCCUAUUCAAACCAAGGCCAAAGGAAUCAAGCCGAAUCCACAAGCUGACGGUUUGGGUUACAACCCGAGAUGCUUAAGUCGGGACGUCAACAAGCACGCUGCUUACAGGUCGAGGGAUGAGGUUAUUACCGAACUCAUCAAGAACAGCAAGGACAUCCUUAGCUUCCAGAACCGCAUGCAAGGCGAUUUCCCGACCGGUUACCUUGGCGUCCACAGCGCUGGUCACUACACAGUGGGAGGAGAUCAAGGCUCCGACUUUUUCAACUCGCCAUCCGACCCCGCUUUCUACUUCCACCACGCUCAGAUCGACCGCACAUGGUGGAUCUGGCAAAACCAAGAUCUCGAGAACAGGAGGAAUGCGAUCGAUGGCACCAUCACUUUCCUGAACUCGCCGCCGAGUCGUAACGGCACACUCAAUGACACGCUGACCUUGGUCCUGUCCAAUAUGGCGAUAUCAUACGCCAGAGAUCAUCCGCAAGGUUUCACCAAUCGCAUUGAGAAGGUGGCUAUCGUAGGGGCCGGAGGACAAUUUGGAAAGCACUUGACGGAAGCGUUGUUGAAGACGGGUAAACACACAGUGACAGCUAUGACGCGCACCAACAGUACCAACAGCUUACGGAAAGGCGUGCGUAUUGAGCGUGUGGAUUACAGUGGAGAGAACUUGGACGCCCUUGUUGAUGUCCUCCGCGGCCAGCAAGUACUGAUCGUCACCAUGGCAAUUAUGACACCACGAGACGCUGUCAUGCCUAACUGGUUUGGUCACGACGCAGCCAACAAGAAGCUCUGCGAUGACUCUAUGCUCUCACCUUCUGGUGAAGCCAUCCACGCUGAGAUCGAGAAUCUCGGUGUGAGCGCAAACAUCCGACUCGUGUGCAACUUCUGGUACGAAUUGAGUCUUGGCGGCGGUCCAGAUCGUUUCGGCUUUGACUUCACGAAGCGAUCUUUUAUCGUGUUCGACGAGGGCGAUGUUUCUUUCAACGUCAGCACCUGGGCUCAGUGUGCUCGGGCAGUUGCGAACUUAUUCAGCCUCAAACAACUUCCUGAAGACGAAUCGGACAAGUCGCCUACUGUAUCACAGUGCAGUAAUCGCCCCGUCUACAUCUCGAGUUUUUGA